AAUAUGGUUUUAGAUGUGUUGGUAUGUUAUUGACCUCAGCAAAACAAAAGUGCCGUUCGAUUUAUUUUUGGAUAACUUUGUGGAUUAGGAAGCGAACGUUUCAUAAUUCUUAUGGUUGAGAAAUUCGAAAAUAUGAGUGAAAAACAAGUGAAAAAGGAAAAUUUCCUAAAAAAGUAUUCAUUUCUAUCCGAGACGAGUCAUAAUCGUUUCAUUGGCUGUUAUGAUAGUAAGUUUACAGUUCGCCUAGUGUUACCUAACUUUCCGGAUACGGAAGGAUCAAGCGUUUGUGCUUUUCAUGGCAUAAUACCAUUGGAUGUACAAAGCAUGCUCAAAACGGGGGAUUCCACUGAAAUGUUAGAUAACAUGCUACAGUAUUUGGACAAAUAUCAGGAAACAUCUACGGAACGUGUCGAUCUGAACGUAGACUCAGUACUAAAGAUAUUCAAACAGUUGGAAACCGUGAAACACGAUCAUGGCUGUAAAAUCUUUUCGAAUUCAGAUGUAUCGAAAAUCAAACUGUCCGGUUUCAAGGCGAUCGACGCCAAUUUCCUUGAAAUGGAGCGAAUUUCAGAUGGAGAUUUCCAAGUAACGUCCCAUAGCCUACCCGAUCUUGGAUCCUCAAUCGAGCUGUUUAAAUGGCACGCAUCUCCGGAGGCGCACGCUGCCGCGUUUGUCCAGAUACUCGAUCAGCUAGACGAGUUCUACAGCAAUCUCCACACGCUGGACGAACUGUGCCACGUGGUUGAACCAGUCGACAUAGACACGCGAACCACGUGGCGCAUUAUCAAGUUCAACCAGAAGGUGUUCCUGAAGAUCACGCUUCAUCCCCUGCAGCCGGCUUCGGUUGUGGUUGCCUUUCUUGGACCCACCGCAGAGAUCGAGUACCUUCGGGAGUUGUAUAAUACGAAACUGGAGGACUGGGACCCGGAGAGCGAUGUUUACACCAACCUGCUGAGGAUUUUCGAAAUAAUGGCGUUCCCGAUGCGUAUCGAGCCGGGCGGUUUAGACGAUGAAGGUAGCCAGUGCGGAAUUUGUAUGUCCUAUCGAGACGACCGGAACAAGAUUCCCAUCAUAUCGUGCGACAAUGAAAAGUGUUCGCUGAUCUUUCAUAUUGGUUGUUUGAAGGAGUGGUUUAUGUCGCUGAAGGACAGCAGAACGUUCUUUGCCAUAUCCGUGGGCACGUGUCCCUAUUGUAAGCAAAAAGUGUCGUCCAGCUUCGAUGAACUUUUGAACAAUUUGGAGCUCAAUAGAACUAAUCCUACGUGAAAAGUGGAGGAAACUGAA
This is a messenger RNA of Aedes albopictus (Asian tiger mosquito), 1284 nucleotides long. RefSeq names its product E3 ubiquitin-protein ligase Fancl (gene Fancl). The record is from RefSeq and is a predicted model, not a curated record. Gene Ontology annotation, molecular function: ubiquitin protein ligase activity. The coding region runs from base 112 to 1266 and encodes 384 amino acids. Gene Ontology annotation, cellular component: Fanconi anaemia nuclear complex; nucleus. Gene Ontology annotation, biological process: interstrand cross-link repair; protein monoubiquitination. Lineage: Eukaryota; Metazoa; Arthropoda; Insecta; Diptera; Culicidae. The transcript is spliced from 3 exons.